AGAGUCUCGGGUUUUUUAUUUUAGUAGGUCAUGACCGUCGUAAAUCUAAAUCUUCAAGUGCAAAAUCAGCCCCAGUAGUCGUGGUUGAUGAAGAAGUGUGUCAUUUUUUCAGGAGCAGGAGCUUCUACUUGUUUUGAUCAGAUCGAGUUGUACCAGACGCACGACAUCGACAGCAGCGAAAAUGAAAACCGUGUUGCGCCGAGGAACAGCGAGGGAGGUGCAAUCUCGUCGGGGGAGAACCACUACCACGACGCUUGUGCUGCGACAACACAACCACCUAAAUGCGACAGCGACGGGGAAGAACUUGUCCGAAACUUCUUGUUCGCCGUGCUGGGCGUUUUUCCCCUGCGAUAAUUUGUCGAGAAGCGGUUGCGCCGUCGUGUCGGAGACAACAAGGCGAAGUUGUAGCGGCCACAGGAACUUCUGCAGUGUCGCGGCUGCUGCAGACGAGGCACGACUUCUACAUCAGCAGGCCGGAGCGGAUUUAACAGGAGCACCAGAGACAAGAACUGGUCCUUCAAGAGUGGAUACAACUAAGACGGAAUCUACACGGGCUGGGUCAAGCAAUUUCAGUAGCCCAGCACCAGGCCGACAAGGUGAGACGACGAGGCACGAGGACCACUCGGAGACAGCAGCAUCGCCAGCUGAUGGAGAGGAUGCAGUUGCUGGCGCAUCGACCGCAAAUGCUGGUCGGAUUCGGACCUCCUCAUCGUUUUUAUCUUCUAGCUCUACUGGUAGUACGCCUUCCUCUGGUAGUAGUUGUCUUCCAGAUGUUGAAAUAAACCGCACUGCGUCCUCUGCGGCCUUCGCCAGCGGCGUGCUUCCAGAGCAUGGAAAUCAUCGAGCGGCCCGUCCUGAUUCGAGACCCGCGGAACCGCUAUAUUAUCGCGCACCAGACGGCGUCGAUGGAGCCACGUCACAAUCCACGACGGUUGGGACGCGUUCCUCUGCUCCCGAGGAUGUCGUUGUCGAGGGGACUUUUGUCAGCACGCCUGCUCCCGGCGGAGUGGAAGAACCCGGAAAACAGCCGCUCUCGUCGGAAAACCUCGCAGCUCCGAAUACAACUAGUACAGCUGGUAAGCCGCCCAAGACCACCACCUCCCCCAGCUCGCACUACGCCCAACCAAAAAGAAAGACCAUCCUGCGCCCCCCGCAGCCCGUGACCAAAGACACCUGGGACGUGGUGAAGGAUGAUCUUAUCGAAGCCAUCAAAGAGGCCGAGUUCGUCGCUUUCGACCUGGAACUCACCGGGUUGCACCGCCACGCCACCCGCUUCAUCGGCGUGGACAAGUGUUACGAAGCGCACGCGCGGGGCGCCAACCACUACGUGCCCGUGCAGAUGGGUUUGUGCUUGGCCCGGAGGGUCCAGGUGUACAACGAUCACGAUCCUGGUGUUGCGCCGUCCUCCCCUUCAUCACCGCGCACUAGUCGCACCGUGUGGCAACUGACGCCGGCGUCGGUUUACCUGUUUCCCGACGGACAGCUGGCUUCGUCCUCGUCAGCCUCUAACGAUGGGCAAAACCGGAACAUUUUGAUGUCAGCGGCGACCGUAAAGUUCCUGUCAGACAACGGGUUCAGCUUCGACACCUGGGGUAUCGCACGAACGAAAAUAAACAGUCACAAUGCCUUCACUGCGAGCCUGUGAACCUGAAGAUGCAGAGGAUUGUAGGUCAGCACAUCAUCGCGCCAUCUCGAUCUGUUUGUCUUGCUGAAUGUGCGAAAAGUAAAAGCCAUUUUGGUCGCGUGUUUUAGUGAUUCCCUUUCCCUUGAAAGCGUGCGUGGCUGGUGCUGGUCUUGUAGGAAAUAUUUUUGAUGAAAGCCUCGCAAGGUAAGUGAUCCUCGGCCACAGUGAAAAAUAAAAAAAAACUGUUUUUUCCUGCGAUAACAGUGAAGAAGGGUUUGUCUUGGCUCAAGCCGGAAGACGAAAGCCGAGAGGUGGCCGCGGUAAAGGCACGCAUGGACGAGAUUUACACCCUCCAGAAGGCCUCUAGCUGUAAGAGUCCAGGAGCUGCAGGCUCUAGUACCUCUUCGUCACAACACCCCACUUCCGCACACCAGCACAAGAUCUCCGUUCCAGAGGGCCCGGACAAAGAAGUAGUGGAGAAAGUCUUGGGCCAGAUUCGAGAAUGGGUACUACUACCUUGUGUUGUAGUACUUACUACGUGCGGUUGCGUAUGUAGUUGUACAACUACCGACAAUAAACUCGUCCGUAUCCUAUCAUGAUGAAAGAGAUAAUGGCGAAGGCGAUGCAAAAUCCACCGUGCCCUUUGCUGCUCUUCCAGCAAGCAUAGCAGCAUCUGUAGGAGUCUGCCCUCUUGCUGUGUCUGCACGACCCCAUAGAUGAUCUUCGGGUGCCUGCAGCUCUGGCACCACCAGGCUCCGCAUGAUCAAACGUCGUACAAAGUGAAAGUACAUCUACCACAUGCACAUAAAUUUGUUUUUGUCCCCACCAGAAAACUCACUUCUAAUCAGCUCGCCCAACAAGAUCGGGUAGAACAAGCUUUCGACGAAGAGACGAGCGACACCGCAGGAGCAGAAAGUCGCCUUUCUCCACUGCAGCAACACGAAGUUACGAGCACCCUCCCGGCCGGCUCGUCGAGCUCUAACAUGCUUCAGAUUCCGAUGGAAAACGCAUUUCAGCGUUUGCUCCUGCACACAAUCAUCGCUCAGGAAUUUCCGCAGCUCUUUUCGCAAAGCACGCGCAACGAAAACGGGAGGUUUCUUUCUGUGUACACUACGCAACACAAAUUCAUCCGAUUCCUGAAAGAGAAAAAUGCCGUUCACGUGCGAAUCCAAAGUAAGGCUGCAAGAAAGGGUAUCUUCACAACGUGAAAGUUUUCGCCUCAGAAACGACAACGACCCGACCGUCGAAUACUAUCAUAAUAAUGCGGCUUAUCGAGGAACUAAGAUGGUUGCCUUGUCAUGAUUUGAUGAUUGUGAUGCAAAAAAAAAAAAUGGUGCCACCAUGUCAACUUGUAUGGGCGCACAUCAUCCUGUACGGUACUAAAGUAGAAUCGGUUUUUUUCCUUAUCUAUGCAAUGCAAAAGUAUCAUACUCGUACUAAUUGCAGUUAUGCGUUACAAAUUUCUUUUUCAAGCUAAAUCAGCAUGACAAAUUCCAUUUGUUAUGCUGAGCUAAAAAUUUGUAUUGCAAUACUACGAGUACGAUACUUUUGCAGUGCAUAUUUCCUGUGGAUAGAGCAAAACCAGGUGAAUAUGUUUGAAGGGCAGUUGAAGCACUUGGAGCAGGAGAUACGAGACUGCACAAGAACUCCUUUUGCUUCCCCUCAUUAGAAGGGACGAACAGGAACAACAGGGACGAGGUCAGAAACGUAUUUAGCUCCUGCAAGAAGUUGAAGUAGACAAAACUUUAGUAUGCUGUUUCGACUAUGAUCCUGCUCGUCCCCCGUAUCUGAAGUUAUGUUGUUGCAUUCGAAGCGAGGAGAGGGAAAAGGAGUUCUUGCGCACUCUCAUAGAAAAUCGAGGCGAUUCAGAAGAAGCGCGGCGUUAGGGAGCUAUUGGACACGAUUGUGGAGAGCAAGAAGCUCCUGGUCGGCCACAACUGUUUCUACGACAUCUGUCACCUCUACCAGGCCUUUUUCGGCGACCUUCCACUCUCGGCGCAGGCAGCAGGCGGGGGGUCGUCCUCGUCGGGUGCAGUUGGUGGCUUUACGUUCGACGACAUGAGCAUCUCUUCCUCCGCCCCGUUACACAAUGCGCACGAUCCGCUGAACUUGAUGCACACAACGACGACGACAACGACGACCAGCGGCAGUUCCGCGGCUCGAGACCUGCAUCCUGAUGUUCCUGAGCCAGGAGAUCAGAAUGGUGACCUUUUGGCGCAGAAAGGAACAGCACAUGAUCCUCCACAGGCGCCGACCAGUCAACGCGAGCAGCCAAAAUCAUCCCUUCCUCCAGUGGCGGAGUUCAAGAAGCUUUGGCUGGCCAAAUUCCCGAAAACGUUAGACACGAAGUACAUGUCUGAUAGCCACGACUUGUUGGCGCUCCUGUCCCCGCCGUCCAGUUUGAAGGAGCUGUGCGAUUUCAUGGUCAGCAGCAGCAACUACAGCAGCAUGGCCCGGGAGAUCAAAGAACAGAACGCGGCUGCGCAGCAGAAGUCGCUGCAUAGUAGUGGUCGUGGUUGUAAUUCCGACAUGGUUCUCCAAGGUGGAUCUUCUACAGCUUCAAGUACACAUAGCCGCGACGGCGCACCGGAACAACAAGAAGUAUCGGCGACAGAGCAAGAAGCUGGCGGUGAACUACCGGCGGCGCUCCGAUCUCCCGCCGAGUCAAGGUUACCAAAAAGUCCUCGCCAUUUUGUCGACGCAGGAAUGCGGUUCACCGUCUAUGGAAAUGAUCGCACAUCAUCGAUCUCCAUCUGUUCCUGCUUCUCAGUUGUACCUACUAGUUCACACGCAACCCAAAAAGCGCGCGUUUUUAUGCAUGUUCAAUCAUAGAUUUUUCUUUUUGUACGCUUGUUCUCACAGACCACUCUAGUGCUACUGUUUGUGUAUUUCGGAAUAAAAAUGAUGGCAGCCAGAGCCAUUUCCGCCAACAACAGUGAGAAAGCACUGUGGAGGGUGGGCAAUUAAUCGGGUGGCCGCUUCUUGCGCCAAAAAAAGAAAAGAGCAGGCGGGCGAGGAGGUUCGUGUAGAAGUGCUCCCCACUCAUACCGUCACGCCUGUCAGCACGGGUGCGCAACAUGUUGGCAGAACGGGAGAUCCCGCAUCGGCGGAGGAGGAAGUGGACGUCGUCGAAAACUACCGAUUUCCACCCCAUUUUCAAAGGUUCAUGGAAGACAGUGCGAGCAUCGCCGCUUUUACAACUACCACUCGAAAUAAUAGUAGAACUGUGUCGAAGGCGAUAAAGCCAGGAGAAGGCCUCGACGCUGCACUUGCAGCUUCCGAAGUGGAUUCGAGUCCGCGAAAGGACGAGCAGCAGCGAAGAAGUUGUACCCACGACGACAGGCACGACUGGGGGCCCAGGGCGGGAAAAAUGCCCAACAACCAGGCUGAUGCCGUCCACGACCAAAUCCAGGCCCAGCAGUCCUUCUCCUUGUCCCCACCGUCGUCCAUCAGCUACUUGGGGGAAUUUGCCCACGAUGCCGGCUACGAUUCCCUUCUGACGGCCCUGACGUUUUUGUUUCAAGCGAGUUACAUUCUGGAGAAGAAGCAGCUGCAGUGGACGGACGUGGCGCACGUGGAAAACUUGUUCCAGUUGAGCCUGAACAAAAUUCGCCUGGUGCGCUAUCCUCGGUUGAAACGUACCUCCCGAGACCUACCCACGGCGCGCAGAGCUCUAUAAAUAAAAAUAUUGUCCACAGAUUUUGCAUUCAGCAGGAAGUCGUGCCUUAUGCGGCUCCCCGAGAAACAAGUGGAUUUCUGAUGCACUGCUGUGCGACUAGCUAGUGAAGCUACCCAAACCCAGCACGACGAAGCCUCUGCGGAAUAUCCCGCCAACUUGUCGUCCGCAACAGCCAAAACCUGGAGCAGGUCUUGAGGUCCUGUAUAGCAGAAUGUAAGAGAGUAGAAGAUACUCUUUCUCCUCCAAUAUUAAAUGAUAGUGAUUUGGUUGAGGACUUUUGCUCUGCUGUGGUAGUUUGGGCGUCGUUUUUUUGCGGGAUACGCGCACACAACCCAACGUGAUCGACCUGUCCGCGGUCCAUGCGGAAAGCGUUGCGUCGCAGAGUCUCGCGAAGCGCCAUUUCUUCAUGGCGAAUUACCCCAAGGAGUGGCAAAAGUAAGACGUUCUUGAGUUCUACUUUCCGUGGUCACUGUGGUCGCGGCUGCGCAAGAUACUGAUUAUAUUUCUUGUGCAAGAAGAGCAUCGUGUUGUUUGCAUUUAUGGAUAACUACUGAUUGCUUAUUGCCGAUCAUGAUUAUGUUGUCGAUUCCCAACCCCAUGGUGUCGGUGUCCCUCCAGGCCACCUGGCGUUCAUGGUUGUUGACCGAUAUUCUUCCAAAAAAAUGCUUAUGCUGGUGAACAACUUGUCACUGUCAGAAAUAAUUGCAAUACACUUAGAUGGGAAAUCGUCCGCGUGUGGAGCCCAGUGGCGGUGUCCGUGGCCCCUGUAAACGAGAUAUCCAAGCAAAAAUCAGUCGUGUAGUAGGAUGUGCCUCAGUAUUCACCCUAAAUUUUCGCGUUGCGACGUUCUCAACACUCUACGAAGCGAUGACGUAGAGGCCGAGUGACAUGAUGAUCUAUAAAUAGAGGACAUGGUAGAUCAUGAAAGAUGCUCCCUGAGGAUGGGCGGGCUUCAACACAAAAGUUUGUCGGAGCGUAAUGCUACUUUUCCUGUGAACGUGAAGAAGAUAAGUUCUGACCAAUGAGACUACAAGUACAACAUCGAUUUUUUGCGUGCAUACCAAAAUUCGUGCUGGAUUAUCACCCGUACAGACGAGGACGCGGAGAACAUUUUGAUGAUUUGGAACAUCCUGAAGCAAAACACGAAAAAAUUCGAUUUGUACACCUACGAACAGUACCUCCAUGCGCAGAGAAACAGGGCAGCCGCGGUGGGACGUGUUGCUGGAUGUGCCGCCGGUGGAGGUGGAGACGCAGCGGCUAUGAGUCCUCGUGGUGCGUGACGAGUAUCAGUAUGUUCAUAGGGUAACUGGAGAAAGCCGACUUAUUGUUGCCAUUUCUCACGCGAAAUUUAUCAGCAGGAGACGCUGCCUGCGUAGGCAUAAUGCAGCUAGCGUUCUUGUGCGUAAAGUCAGAGAUAAUAUUUUGUGUCAUCAAUGAUGAAAGGGCGUCGAAACACAAACAUGGGCACAAGAAUCUGAAGCAAAUCCGACGACGUAAAUGAAAACAUGGCAGCAUGAUGAAUCAAAGCGGCCGGAUAGGCGGCGAAUUGUAAUUGUGCUUGUGUCCCCGACGAGCCGCGAUAAUUUAGAAACAAACAUACUUCGGACAGGAACAGGUACAGAAACGAUGAAACUCGCAACUGCCACUGUAGUUGAUCUUCGAU
This is a messenger RNA of Amoebophrya sp. A120, 6966 nucleotides long. Lineage: Eukaryota; Dinophyceae; Syndiniales; Amoebophryaceae. The record is from the annotation of a GenBank genome assembly.